Messenger RNA from Drosophila albomicans, 6674 nucleotides. RefSeq names its product cell adhesion molecule Dscam2 (gene Dscam4). Gene Ontology annotation, molecular function: cell-cell adhesion mediator activity. Gene Ontology annotation, cellular component: axon; plasma membrane. The record is from RefSeq and is a predicted model, not a curated record. Bases 341 to 6157 code for a protein of 1938 amino acids. NCBI's taxonomy places the organism in Eukaryota, Metazoa, Arthropoda, Insecta, Diptera, Drosophilidae. The transcript has 31 exons. Gene Ontology annotation, biological process: dendrite self-avoidance; homophilic cell-cell adhesion; axon guidance.
CAAAAUGAUAAAAUGAAAACAAAACAACAAAUAAGCAGCAAUUACAACAACAACUACAACAACAACAGCGAUACCAUUAACAGUUACAAUCAUAGCCGCGCAAUCUGUGUUUGUGUGCUUGUGUGUGUUUGAGUGCCAAAAAAGAAGAGCGAGUCGCAACAACGCACAAAACAAACAAAUAAAUAAACAAAUUCAACGACAACAAUAGCAACAACAAACAACUGAAACAACACCAGACACCAGAGAACCACAAAAAAAAAAAAAAAAAAAACUCGGCGAAAUUCGGCGUUUAAAAUACGUACAUAAAAAAUGUAAUGGAAAGCAUUAGUACUCAUAAAAAAUGGAUUUACACAGCCUUUUUAAGGUUGCCUUGAUCCUGUACAUCAUACGAGCUGAGACCAGCUAUAUAGUUAAUGGUUUGGAUCUGCAGGGACCGAUAUUCCUACACGAGCCGCCGCAUCGCGUCGAGUUUUCCAACAAUUCGGGCGGACUCAUAGAAUGCUCUGGUCAUGGCAGCCCACCGCCCGAGGUGGAGUGGACGCCAAUACCGCCACAGCAGGAUAUGGUGUUUCAGCUGUCAAACGGCAGCAUGAUGUUUUAUCCCUUUACUGCCGAGAAGUAUCGCCACGAGGUGCAUGCCACCGUCUACAGAUGCAAGCUGCGCAACAUGGUGGGCACUGUGCUCAGUCGGGAGGUUCAUGUCCGCGGCGUUGUCAACCAAAAGUACACGGUGCAGGUGCACGACGAAUACGUGAUGACCGGCAACACGGCGGUGCUGAAAUGUCAGGUGCCGAGCUACAUGUCGGAAUUUGUAAUGGUCACCGCCUGGGUGCAGGACACUGGCAUGCAUCUGUAUCCAAACACGGACAUCGGCGGCAAGUACACGGUCCUAUCGAAUGGCGAAUUGUACAUAAAUAAUGCGGGGCCCAAUGAUGCGUACAAAAGCUACACAUGCCGCACUGUAAAUAGACUGACAGGUGAAAUACAAAUUUCAACGUAUCCCGGCCGCAUUAUUGUAACCGAGCCCAAGGGCAUGGUUCAGCCGCGUAUUAACGUUGAGAAGCAUUCGAUGCGGCAUGUCGUCCUUAAUGGCCAAACAACGUUGCCGUGCAUUGCUCAAGGACAUCCGGUACCAACAUAUCGCUGGUUCAAGGAGGAGAAUGAGCAGCUGCUGCCGUUGCAGUUGAGUGAACGCAUUACCAUUGUAUCUGCAGGUCUGCUCAAAAUCACCAAGGCGCGUCUCGAGGACAGUGGCAAAUAUCUGUGCUGGGUAAACAACACAGCAGGCGAGGAGACAAUUCAAGUGUCGCUCACGGUGACAGCUCCGCUGACAGCACAUCUGCAGCCGCAGGUGCAGACCGUUGAUGUGGACAAGGAUGCGCAAUUCCAAUGCAUUGUCUCUGGCCAUCCGGUGCACGAUGUCAACUGGCUGCACGAUGGCAAGCCCAUACUACGCGACAAUCGAGUCGAGAUACUGACUGAUCCAGCGCGUUUAAUCAUUAAGAAGGUGCAAAAAGAUGAUCCGGGCAUGUAUCAGUGCUUUGUGUCCAAUGAAUGGGAGCAAAUCCAAUCAACAGCUGAGCUGCAAUUAGGCGAUGCGUCGCCGGAACUGCUUUAUUGGUUUUCGGAGCAAACACUGCAGCCAGGUCCAACGGUAUCAUUGAAAUGCGUUGCCACCGGAAAUCCACUGCCGCAAUUUACAUGGUCUUUGGACGGAUUUCCGAUACCAGACAGCUCCCGCUUUUUAGUGGGUCAAUAUGUUACCAUACACGACGAUGUCAUCAGCCAUGUAAAUAUUUCAAAUGUCAAGGAGGAGGAUGGUGGCGAAUACACCUGCACGGCCCAGAAUGCAAUUGGCAAGACCUCGCAUAGCGCUAAAGUGAACAUCUAUGGAUUGCCUUACAUACGGGAAAUGCCAAAAAUAACGGGCAUCUCUGGCUCUGAUUUGAUUGUUAAAUGUCCUGUGGCUGGUUAUCCCAUCGAUAAAAUACACUGGGAGCGGGAUGGGCAAACGUUGCCCAUAAAUCGACGACAGCGGGCCUACAACAAUGGUACCUUAAUUAUCGAGCAACUGCAGCGGCUGGAGGAUGCGGGCACGUACACGUGCAUGGCCCAGAAUAAACAGAAGCAGACGUCGCGUCGCAACGUAGAAAUACAAGUGUUGGUACCGCCAAAAAUCAUGCCCAUCCAGGCCAUGACGAAUAUGUUGCGCGAGGGCAUGCGGGCGGCCAUCUCCUGCCAGAUUCUCGAGGGCGAUUUACCGGUCAGCUUUCGCUGGGAGCGCAAUGGCAAACCGCUCAUAGGCACAGGCAAUGAGGUCGUGCGUCGACUUGAUGAGUAUUCCGCCAGUCUGGUCAUCGAACACAUUGCAUCGGAUCAUUCCGGUAACUACACAUGCAUUGCCAGCAACGUGGCCGGCACUGAGAGAUUCACAGUGCCGCUGACGGUGAAUGUGCCACCCAAAUGGAUACUGGAACCAAAGGAUUCUAGCGCUCAGUCUGGCACAGAUGUGCUGGUUCACUGCCAAUCGGCUGGCUAUCCCAAGCCGACGAUUACCUGGAAGAAGGCCAUUGGACCAACGCCGGGCGAGUAUAAGGACUUUCUGUAUGAGCCCACGGUUCAACUGUUUCCCAAUGGAACCAUCUACUUUAAGAAGAUCAGCAAGGACUCGCAAGGACAUUUUCUGUGCGAGGCCAAAAACAACAUUGGCUCCGGUGUCAGUAAAGUGAUUUUCCUGAAAGUCAAUGUGCCCGCACAUUUUCCAACGAAAACGAAACAAAUCUCUGUGGCAAAAGGCAAGCAGGUCCAUGUGCAGUGCAACGUGCAGGGCGACAAUCCAAUUGACUUCAAAUGGAAGAUUCAGGCAACGCAACAGUAUCUUGAUGAGUCGCUCGAUUCACGCUACACAAUAAGAGAUCAAGUGCUCGACGACGGCAUGGUCUCCGAAUUGGGCAUUUCGCAUACAUAUCGCCAGGAUACUGGUAUUUAUAUCUGUCAGGCCAGCAAUGCAUUUGGACAGGAUGAGAUGUCCAUCCAGCUCAUCGUUCAGGAGGUGCCGGAGCAGCCAAAGAAUCUACGAAUCAAUUCGCAGCAAUCGCGGAGCCUGCAACUUACAUGGAGUCAACCCUUUGCUGGCAAUAGUCCAAUCGAGCAGUAUCACAUCUACUACAAGCAAAUCUCAGACAUUUGGCAGAAUGCCGAGCAUAUUGACAUCAGCGGAGCCCAGACAGUGGUCAAUAUACAGCAACUACGGCCGGCGAAAGCCUAUCACAUUCGCAUGUCGGCGGAGAAUAAGCUGGGGGCCUCCGAGUUCUCGGAGGUGGUGCAAGUAACAACGCUGGAGGAGGUGCCAUCGGGUCCGCCGCUGACAGUGCGUGCGGAGGCCAAGAGCUCAACAGAGAUAUCGGUGACAUGGGACGCACCGGAACGUGACCAUUGGAACGGCAUUCUGCUUGGCUACUAUGUGGGCUAUCAGAUGUCGUUAACGCCCGAGGACAAGGAAGUGAAUCCCACACAGGGCUUUAGCUUCAAAACGGUCGAGGUGCGCUCACAUUUCGGUGGCGAGACGGUGCUCAGCAAUCUCAACAAGUUCACCCAAUACCAUGUGAUUGUGCAGGCCUACACCAGCCAGGGCAGCGGGCCGCCGAGCAAGGAAAUUGCAGUGCAAACAAUGGAGGAUGUGCCCUCGUCGCCGCCAGAAUCGCCGCAAUGCGAUGUGCUUGGCUCCACAUCGAUUUAUAUCACCUGGUCACCGCCGGAUAUUGACGGACAAAAUGGCAAAAUCAAGGGCUACAAAGUGUUUUACAUAUCGGUCGAUGAGCUUUACGAAACCGAUCCGGAGGUUGUCAAGUCAACAAAUCAAUACGUCACCAUUGAGAAUCUGCGCAAAUAUACAAACUAUACGGUCUGGGUUUUGGCUUACACCAAAGUGGGCGACGGGAUGAAAACCAAACCAUUUUAUUGCCGCACCCAUGAGGAUGUGCCCUCGGCGCCGCAAGCAAUCAAGGCAAUACCCGCAUCGAGCACGAAAAUCAUCAUAUCGUGGCUGCCACCAGACCUGCCCAAUGGAGACAUCACCGGCUACACCUUCUACAUGUCCAUGCUAGAAGGCGGACGCGAGGAAGGCACGCACAAGCGUCUUCUGGGUCCCUACGUGGAAAUGCAUGAGACGGUGCGCACCCAGGAAUCGGCCACUUAUCAGUUCUGGCUCACCGCCUCCACCAAGAUGGGCGAGGGUGAAAAGACGCAAGUGGUAACUGUGCCGCCUAAUAACAAAGUUCCCGCUCGAAUUGUCUCAUUCAGUCAGCGGAUUAUCACGCCCUGGAAAGAGCAUCUGGAGCUGCCUUGUCGUAAGGUAGGCGCUCCAGCUCCUGUGACCAUUUGGCGACAGGAUGGGCACAACAUGGAAACAAGUGCUCGCAAAACGAUUGCCAAGAACGGCACACUCUAUAUGCGCGAGUGUCAGGCCAGCGAUGCUGGUAAUUACACCUGCAGCGUGGAGAACACCUGGGGCAAGGACGAGAUUGUCUACAACAUUGUGGUAAAGGUGCCGCCAGAAGCGCCCAAUUUGACUGUGGUGAAUACGUACACGGAUAGCCUGCAUUUAGAGUGGCUAGACAAUAGUCAUGGCGGCAGUCCGAUUCUCGGAUAUGUUAUAAACUACAAGCGCGACAAUGGCGACUGGGAAGAGCUGCAAGUGGAUGCCAAGACAAAUUCACACUUGCUUAGCAAUCUGUGGUGCGGCACACGCUAUCAACUGUACAUCACAGCGUAUAAUAAGAUUGGCACUGGUCUGCCCUGCGACAUUGUCAACUCAUAUACCAAAGGGAAUCCUCCAGUGCAGCCAAAGCAUUCGCAGAUGAUCACUAACAACUCGACGAGCGUUACCUGCUGGCUGGACUCGUGGGGUGAUGGUGGCUGCGGCAUACUCUACUUUAUGAUCGAGUCUCGAGUGUAUGGUCGUUCCGCCUGGAACGUCGUCUCCAACCAUAUUGCGCCCACAGAGCGCAUCUACACGGUCAGCGAUCUGGUCCCAGGCACCAAGUAUCAGCUCAAGGUGACGGCUCACAAUAAUGCCGGCUCCACGACAUCCGUAUACAAUUUUACCACACUAUCGCCACAGGGUGUUCUUUAUAAUAAUGACCGCUCCACACCGGACUCCCACCUGAGCGAGCUGCCCUUCUAUGCCAACUUUAAGCUGUUGCUGCCUAUAUGCAUUUCGCUGCUGAUGCUGCUCGCUUUGAUUGCCGCUGCUCUUUUUCUUCGUAAACGUAAAUUAAACAACCAGGCGCGUCUUGCCAGCUCCUCAAUGUCGGAGUCUCCCUCUCUGGCUAAUCUGCAGAACAAACAGAAUCGGGAUCAACAAUAUCUGGCUGUGCGCUGCAAUCCAUCGAAUUCGGCGCCGCGCGGCUCUAACUCUAAUGAUUCGGGUAGCUUUGGCAAGGCCGAGGGCAACGAGUAUAUCGAGGACAUUUGUCCCUACGCCACAUUCCAGCUAAACAAGCAGACGUACAGCGAGAGCUCCUACAGCGGCAACGUGUAUAGCGGUCCCUAUCACUCGGUUCGUGGCUCCUUUGUCUAUCACGAUGUCAAGCCUGAGAGCUAUCAUGUGAGUGCAUCCAAGGAACCGGAGUAUACGAAGGUGCGGCGAAAAGUCGGCCGUCUACGUGAUCCACACUCAGAGAGCCAAGAAUCGGACAAUCCAGGUUCAACAGAUUCCGAAGUUAGGAAAAUCCUAACGCUUCACAUACCAAUUACAGAAUAUGACACACUCGGCUCCGAGUCCGACAAUGAUGUGUCUGCACGCGCUCUAAACUCGGCCAAAUAUCGCGCCCAACGUGAUACACAAGAUGAGACCUCAUCCUCAUCGGAGACGACACCCACUAGCAUGACCCGCAAAUCGAAGCCGCCGUUUGCCACCCGAAAGUCAGGCAAGCCAGGCACAAGUGGCAAACGCCAUGUUCGCAGUUCCAGUGGCUAUUCGAGCCACAAUGAAGAGACUACUUUUAGCAUAUCCAACUAUCCACCAAACUAUCAGGACCAUAUAAAUCCACCAGCACGUUUUUCGGAUGCCAACGACAAGACGAAGACACAAACGUCGCCACGUAUGCGUGCCAAUCAGAAACUACAGCGGGAAGCAUUCCAAAUUAAUGUCUAAAAUACAGAUAUAUAUACAUAUAAUUAAAAACAACUUAUCACAUAAUUUUUAAAUCAAUAUGAAUACACGAAAUUAAACAAAUGAAAACUGUUGACUACAAAUCGAUAAAUAUUUGAACAAAAUUGUAAAAUUUGUUGUAAAAUCCACCCAGAACAAAAAAAGAAUUGAAAUGAAAAUCACAUGAUAUUGGUGAGCAAUUUAAAACACAGAUAAGGUACACAAACACAUACACACACUGAGCCACACAAUGUACUUCAAACUAGAGCUGCAUUUCUUAACAAAAUGAAUUGUUAAUAACGAGCUAAUACUAAUUGAAUAAAUAUUGAAGAAAUAAGGCCAUAAAAUUAAACUAUUUACAACAACAAAUACGAGUAAAAUGAACUUUUUCGAACGCACUUUGAUUUUACCCAAAAGAAAGUAAGCAACAAGAAAAAUAAAUAUAACCAAUAAGACUUAUUUACAUACUGAUUAUGCUUAGUUGGACUUGAAAAGCAGCAUAUUUAAUAAGUUUAAACAA